ACAAAAGAAGAGACGAUAUACUUGCUUACUAUAUAUUCGUUAUUUUGUCAGUUUAUAUUUAAACUUUAUUUUCAGAAAACAAACAAGACGACAGAUAUGAAAUUAGAUGCAGUAUAUGUCAUUGGCAUCGUGAUGUUGUUUUGCAAAUGUUCCGGUCAAUCAACCACAAGUGGUACUACUGCAUCAACAACUAAUUCUACUAGUACAGAUUCAUCAACCAUAAAUUCCUUCAAAACAGGUUCAUCAACCACAAAUUUCAUUCAUACAGUUUCAUCAAACACAACUUCAAUGAGUACAAAUUCAUCAACUAUAAAUCUUAUCAAUACAGAUUCAUCAACCACAAAUUCCAUCAAUACAGACUCAUCAACUACACAUUCUAUCAAUACAUAUUCAUCAACAAUAAAUAUCAUCAAUAUAAAUUCAUCUGACAAAAACUCCAUCAAUAAAGAUUCAUCAAACACAAAUUCUAUUAAUACAGAUUCAUCAGUCAAAAUUUCCAUCAAUACAUAUUCAUCUUCAACAAAUUACAUUAAUACAGAUUCGUCAACCACAAAUUCCAUCAAUACAGAUUUAUCAUUCACAAAUACCAUGAGUACAAAUUCAUCAACUACCAAUUCCAUUAAUACAGAUUCGUCAGCCAUAAAUUCUGUCAAUACAGAUUCAUCUACUACAAAUUCCUUCAAUUCAGAUUCAUCAACCACAAACUCCAUUAAUACAGAUUCAUCAUUUAAAAAUUCCAUUAAUACAGACGUAGCGACUAUAAAUUCCAUUAAUACAGAUCCAUCAGUCACAAAUUCCAUCAAUACAGAUUCAUCAGCAACAAAUUCCAUCAAUACAGAUUCAUCAGCAACAAAUUCCAUCAAUGCAGAUUCAUCAACCACAUAUUCCAUUGAUACAAAUUCAUCAGCCAUAAAUUCCACCAUCUCAUUUUCAUCAGCCACAAAUUUUACCAAUAUAGAUUCAUCAACCACAUAUUCCACCAAGUCUAAUUCAUCAACCACUUCCACCAAUACAAUUAACUUAAACAAUAUAAAUUCAUCAGUUACAAAUUCUACUAACUCAGAUUCAUCAACACAAAUUUCCAUCAAUACAGAUUUAUCCACCACAGAUACCAUCAAUAAUUUAGCAUCAAUCACAAAUUCAACCACUACAGGUUCAUCAAUCGCAGGUUUCAUCAAUAUAACAUUAUCAUCAACAAUACAAACAAUCAACAGAGACUCAUCAGCUAAUCAAACCAAUAAUAGAGAUUCGUCAAUAACAAAUGCCACCAAUUUUGAUUCAUCAACUGGAAAGCAAAUCGAAAUAGAUUCGUCAACCAUAAAUUCGGUUAACACAGAUUCAUUAACCACGAAUUUAUUUUAUACAGAUUCAUCAACCAUGAAAUCGUCUUAUAUAGAGUCAUCAACCAAGAAGUUGAUUAAUACAGAUCCAUCAACUACAAAGGCAUUGAAUACAGCUUCACUAAGCACAAGUUUCAUCAAUAAAAGUCCAACAACAUUGAAUUCAGUCAAUAUUGAAAAAUUAAUUACUUAUCCCAUCAAUACAAAUUCACUGACUACACAUUCCAUCAAUACAGAUCCAACAACUAUCAAUUCCAUCAGUCAUAUUAAAUCAACCGCAAAUAUUUUAAAGAUGGAUUCAUCACCAACAUAUUCCAUCACUACAGAUUCACCAAGAACACAUUCCAUCAGUACAGAUUCACUAAGAACACAUUCCAUCAGUACAGAUUCACCAAGAACACAUUCCAUCACUACAGAUUCAUUAACACAUUCCAUCAAUACAGUUUCAUCAACAACACAUUCGAACGAUACAGAUUUAUCAACCAUAGAGUCCAUCACUAAGGAUUCAUCAACACAUACAGAUUCACAAACCACCAUAAAAACAGCAACACAUUCAGUUAGGAUUGCUACAACGUCAGUCAGUACUGCCGUACCAACCACCAGUUCCACUAAUACAGCUACAAAUUCCAUCAGUACAGCUACAGAUUCCAUCAAUACAGAUACACGUUCCAGCAGAACUACGGCCAUAAAUUCCAUCAAUACAGUUAUAAACUCAAAUGUCGUUAAUACAGCUUCAACAAAUUCCGUGAGUACCAAAAAUACUACCAAUAUAGCUCAGCCAAGAAACAAUUAUGUUAGUGUAGAUUUGUCGACCUUAAAUUCUACCAAUCCAAAGUCAUCGACGCCCAAUUACAUUAUUAAUGUUGCAUCAACUACAAAAGCCCUUAAUACAGCUACAUUUACUCGCAAACCCACUGAUUCCACUGAUGUAAACUCAGCUGCGAUUUUAAAUUCUACUAACACAACUGCAUCAAUUCUAAAUGUCAUUAACUCAGUUCUACCAACCCGUAUUCCCAUUAAUUCAACUACAACGAACACAAAGGUCACGGAUGUAGCUGCAUUAAACAAGAGUUCCAACAAUAAAGAUUUACAAAGCCAGUCAUCCAUUAUUACAUAUUCUACAACCACCAAGUUCAUCAGUACAGAUUCUUUAGACACACAUUCUAUCAAUUCAAAUUAUUCAAUCGCGAAUUCGAUCAUUACAGAUUCUACAGCCGCUAGUUUCAUCAAUACAGAUUCUUUAGACACACAUUCUAUCAAUUCAAAUUAUUCAAUCGCGAAUUCGAUCAUUACAGAUUCUACAGCCGCUAGUUUCAUCAAUACAGAUUCUUCAAACAAACAUUCCAUGGAUACAGAUUCAUCAAUCAAGAUGGUUCAUUCAUCAACCAUGGAUUCCAUCAAUACAAAUUCGCCAACGACCAAAUAUAUCAGUGCGAAUUCAUCAACAAAGAAAUCUCCGAGUACAUCCAUAACUUCCAUCAGCAACGCUGUACCAAAUAUAGGUUCUACAAAUAUAGUAGUAUCAACGACUGUGCCUACAAAGACAACAUUAUCUUCAAGCAUUUCGAUAGGCACAGUUGGUACAUAUUCUACGAUCGCUUCUACUUCUAAACUCACGACAGUACUGGGUAAAACCUCACCAAAAAAUACAAACAGAAUGUCUCAAAGGCAAACAGAAUCUAAAACGACUAGCGGAAAUACAGCAGCAAGAGACACUACUUCGUCAUCACCAUUAUCAUCAUCAUCAUCAUCAUCAUCACCACCACCACCAUCAUUAUCACUAUCAUCGUCGCCAUCACCAUCAUCAUCAUCACCACCACCAUCACCAUCAUCAUCACCAUCAGCAUCAGCAGUAGCAGCAUCAUCAUCAUUACCAUCAUCAAGUCAAUCUGGUGCUACAACUACGUCAACAUCCUCAACAACAUUGGCGUUCACAAAGUCAUCGACGCACGUGACAGAUGAUACGAAAUCACCAACAAUGGUGUCGAGUUCUAGAGCUGGUGAUAUUACGACCAGCAAUUCAGAGGCUAUCAAAAGUAAGACGAACUUGUGUUUGAACGUCACGUGCAGUCAGGACAGCUGUAUCAGCACUGCUAGCCGAUCCAACAGCUGUCAUGUGACUAACUCGGGAUCAUGCAGGUCGAUAUUCCGUUUCCAAUAG
Molecule: messenger RNA, 3501 nt
Organism: Gigantopelta aegis
Lineage: Eukaryota; Metazoa; Mollusca; Gastropoda; Neomphalida; Peltospiridae
Product: serine-rich adhesin for platelets-like
Exons: 5
Coding region: 97-3501 (1134 amino acids)
Source: RefSeq, a predicted model, not a curated record